Molecule: messenger RNA, 2519 nt
Organism: Periconia digitata
Lineage: Eukaryota; Fungi; Ascomycota; Dothideomycetes; Pleosporales; Periconiaceae
Source: the annotation of a GenBank genome assembly
AACACCAACCUCUUGUCACAUCCAUCAGAUCAGACAGCUACGAUGAAGGAGACAAUGAAAGGGAGUGAGAAGACCUCGAUCAUUUCGGUUGAAGCACCAAGACGGCGCCUGAGCUUCUGGAACAAGUUCUUCUUGUCUACCAUCUUCUUUUCCCUGCUCAGCUUCUUAGCUGCUAGGACGUACAGUCUAUCUGAGUUCCUCAUAUACUCCCCUUAUAGGUCAUGCUCGGGAACCAAAUUAUCGGUCGAGCAGCAGGCACGAAAGAUCCUAGAAGACAAUCCCCUCAUUGAUGGUCAUAAUGAUCUUUUGAUUGGUAUUCGUCAAUUCUACAAGAAUCGCAUAUAUGGCGACGACUUCACUCAAAAAUUCGAAAAUGGCGGCUUCAUGAGUCACGUGGAUCUCCCACGUCUCGAUCAAGGACUCCAAGGGGGAGCAUUCUGGAGCGCCUUUAUGCCGUGCCCGAUAACCAGUAACGGAACCGAUUUUUCUGAUGCUCAGUACGAACCCAUCGUUCACGCCACUCUUGACGCUCUGGAUCUAUUUCAUCGCCUGGGCGAGCGAUACCCAAAAUACUUUACCCCAUCGUCAACCCACAAUGAGGCGCUUGAAGCUUUCUCAGCGGGUCGACUCAUAUCUCCAGUCAUCAUCGAGGGCCUCCAUCAAAUCGGAAACUCCAUCGCGAACCUCCGACUCUUCCACCGCCUGGGCGUACGCUACGCAACACUGACAUGGAACUGCCACAACAAAUACGCCGAUGCAGCCCUCGAAUCAGACGAACACUUCAACGCCCGCAUCGCAACCCCGCACUGGCACGGCCUAAGCAAAGACGGCCGCGCCCUGGUCCUCGAAAUGAACCGUCUCGGCAUGAUCGUCGACCUCGCACACGUCAGCGUCGACACGAUGCGGGACGUCCUAAUCGGCUCCUCCAAAACCCCCCGUCCAGCGUCGAAAGGAGAAAAAGAAGUCGAGGGGCAUUGGGAAGGCAGUAUCGCGCCUCCAAUCUUCUCCCAUUCCUCCAUCCACGCGAUAUGCCCCCAUCCCCGCAACGUUCCCGAUGAGAUUUUGCAUCUCGUCCGCGCUCGUAACUCCCUCGUCAUGAUCAACUUCUCCGGCUCCUUCAUCGCGUGCGAGUACCCACCUACUGCUGACCCAGCCACCGACCUUCCCACCACGGUACACGAGAAUGCCACGCUCGCGCAAGUCGUGCGGCACAUCAUGUAUGUGGGUGAGCUCAUCGGGUACGACUACGUAGGUAUCGGAACUGACUACGACGGUAUUGAGGAAACGCCUGUAGGGCUGGAGGACGUGAGUAAGUUCCCGGACUUGGUCGCGGAGCUGUUACGGCAGGGGGUUAGCGAGGCAGAUGUCAUCAAGGUUGUAGGUGGGAAUUUGUUGAGGGUUUGGAAGGAGGUAGAUGCGGUCAAGGAGAGGUUGGGAAGGGAAGGGGUUUUGCCGUUGGAGGAUGUCAUUAGUAAUCCUUGGGGGAUAAUAUAGACGACAAUUAUCAGAAGUGAAAGAUGAAGCAGAUAUUAGAAGGGGAUGGGUUGGUCGGCUGUCAGUGUGGUUUUACGCUAUAUUUAUUACGGAACAUGAGUUUGGGUGACUGAGGACUUGAAUUGCUUGUGGUUGGAGUGGGUAUGGCACGGAACGUCUCUUGAAGCGGGUUAUAUCGCAAUCUUUCAUCAUAUGUACCCUCUCUACUCCUUCUUGCUUCAUCUCGAUCAGAGCUCUUAGAAAGAUGAACAAGAAGACACACCCGAUGUUUGAUUCGUGUAUAUAUACGGCAAAACGGGGAAGCCUUGCAAGUGUUCAACCGUGGGGAUGCACAUGCGAAUUGAAGAGUCAGCUUUGUCACGUGAUGCGCGUCCUACCUCAAACUGUUCAUGUCACCUACCUAAGUAGACACCUUGUACUUUGUGCUUGUGCUCUGUGCUCGCAGCAUCUCGCGCCGUCAAUCGUCUGGUGAUUCACGUCAACAAUAUCUGGCUCAAGUAGUAAGACCAACAGAGGUUACUGCAUGAGUAAAACAUUGGUAUACUUCUACUAUGGGGACAUCAAACUUAGCUUACUCAGGCAUUGAAGUUGAUAACCUCUUAGUGCCAAGGAUACAGCUCAGUUUAUUGGACCAGGUCAACGUCAUAUCAAAAGCAUGAAUGAGCUCUAUAAAUUCACUGCUGCCAAUACUCUCUGGUGCAGACUGAGAAAACUCUCCACCAAGCGGACUAAUUGUCGCCGGCUCUACGGUGUAGUUACUCUGUCCACGGUUAAAUGAAAUCUGCUCAAUCCCAUUUUCACUAUCAAGUCUUCCGAGCACAUUCCUCAACUUCGUCUGAUGACAUCAAAAUAUACCACUCAACACGAGGGGUAGCAUUCCUUCUUCGGAGGAAAUCCCCAAUUGGGGGAAUAACAUUAGUCUGAUAUGUGUGAAUAGAUGCAGAGCUGCGUGCUCGAAAUGCUUGGUUUUGAGACGUGAUAUUGAUCUCGUUACAAUCAGCCGAUGAUCGACUUCGAAAACUUCC